AUGGCUCAACCACAUAGGGACGUUUAUCAAAGUUUUUAUGUAAAGAAUUCUUAUUCACCGAAUAAUCCUAACCAACAACAACAGCCACAACAACAACAGCAGCAAUCUCAACAACAACAGCCUAAUAGAAUGAACUUUAAUCAACAAAACUUUUCACCUGUUGAUCCUAAUUUUUUCUAUCAACAGCAGUUUCAACAGACUCAACAACAGCCACAAGCACAAGCUCAGCAGCAGCCUUCUCCUCAAAUGAUUCAACAGCAGCAAUUGAAUUAUUUGAGGGCUCAACAACAGCAAAUGAACUUUGGUGCUUUAGGUGGGUUUAAUGGAGGUUUUCAACAACCACAACAGCAGCAACAACCACAACCACAACAAAGGCCUCCUCCUCCUGCUCCUCAGCAAAACGUAUCGCCUAUGCUCAUGAAUUCUGCUUCACCCUUGAUGAACAGACCUCCUUCAGUGCAACAACCAUCUGCUGGUAAUAUGAUGUACGCUAAUCCAAUGAUGAACCAUUUACAACAACAACAACAACAACAACAACAACAACAGCCUACACAACAACCAGCCAUGAGACCUAAUAUGCACUUUAUGAACUCAUUCUCAAUGCAACAACAGCAGCAACAGCAACAGCAACAGAGACCACCUAGUGGUUUCCCAUUACCACAGCAGCUCCAACAAAUGUCCCCACAAGCCUUACAAGCACUUCAACAGCAACAGCAGCAAUUGCAACGGCAACAGCAGCUGCAGCGUCAACAGCAAAUGAUGAUGCAACAACAAGGCUUUGAUCCUCGUUUCCAUCCAAUGCAAGCCCACCAGCAAAUGAUGAUGCAACAGCCCAUGCACAGCCAAAUUCAGUUCCAACAGCAUCAUCAAUUCCAGCAGUACCAAUUGCAUCAACAACAGCAGCAGCAAAGGGCUUUGGCUGAACGUCCCAAGAGACCUGCACGAAAUGCUACUAAAAAGAAGCGUGUUUAUGACGUGUCUUCUGAAGAAGAAGAGGAAUUUGACCUUGAGUCUGAAGAAUCUGAAGCUCCACCUGAUAGCGAGUUUGAGGACAGUGACAGUGAAUCAAGACCUUACAAGAGGAAGAAGCAAACUGCUGCUUCCGCAGAGUCUGAGGAACCCGUCAUGAUUCCAAUGGGUACAAAAGUAUUUGAACGUAUUUUGGAUUAUAAAAAGAACGAUGAAACAGACGAGGAAGAAUUGCUCAUCAAAUACAAAAACACCAGUUUCCUUCAUGUCGAAUGGGUUCCUCUUGAACAAAUCGAAGCAGAACAUUUAGGUAAACAUCGCGUAAAGAAGUUUAUGCAGAAAUAUUAUCAAGACGGUAAUCGUGGUGAAGACUUCAAGGAACACUUGAAGAUUGAUCGCGUCAUUGAUGAUGGUGAAUUGGAAGAUCCUACUACAGGUGAAAGCAAAAUCUACUAUCUUGUCAAAUGGAAUGGUUUAUUUUACGAUAAUGCUACAUGGGAAACAGAAGAAGAUGUACGUAAAGUAGAUUCCAUCAAGUUGGACGACUUUUUGGCUCGAAAGCAAAUCCCCCCUGAAAAAAUGGCUCCUCCUCCACUUCGUCCUGACCCUACCCGUUUCAUUGAAUAUGCAGACUCGCCACCUUACAAGUACAACAAUUCUUUACGUCCUUACCAAUUAGAAGGUCUCAAUUGGCUGAGAUUCUGUUAUUAUACAUUCAGAUCAUGUAUCUUGGCUGAUGAAAUGGGCCUUGGUAAAACUGUGCAAUCUGUAGCCUUUUUGAAUGAUAUCUACACUACCAUUCGUAUCCGAGGUCCCUUCUUGAUCAUUGCUCCCUUGUCCACUAUUCCUCAUUGGACCCGUGCCUUUAACGCCUGGACUGAUCUCAAUGUCAUUGAUUAUCGUGGCAGUACUUUAGCUCGUAAUCUCAUCGUUGAGACUGAAUUCUACUAUCAAGAUGCUGAAGGAAAGCCCAUUCCAAACAAUUACAAGUUUGAUGUGCUCAUCACAACCUAUGAAAUGGCUUCUGCUGGUGCCAUGGUACUCAAGGACAUUCCCUGGCGCUGUGGUGUCUUUGACGAAGCACAUCGUCUCAAGAACAAGAACUCAAAAGUAUUGGAAAUCCUGAAGACAUUCUACAUGGAUCACAAGUUGCUCUUGACUGGUACACCCUUACAAAACAAUUUGGGUGAGCUCUAUAGUCUGUUGAAUUUCAUGCAACCUGAUGUCUUUAACGAUGAAUCCCGAUUCUUUGCUGAAUAUGGUUCCUUGAACUCUGCUCAUGAAGUAGAACGGCUCCAAUACCUGCUUAAACCCAUCAUGUUGCGACGUUUCAAGGAAGAUGUCGAAAAGACCAUCCCUGUCAAGGAAGAAACUGUGAUUGAAGUAGAAUUAACCAACCCUCAAAAGAAAUGGUAUCGUGCUAUUCUCGAAAAGAACUUUAGCUUCUUGAAAAAGGGAGCCAAAUCCAAUAAGGAAAUGCCUCAUCUUCGUAACAUCAUGGUCCAACUUCGUAAAUGCUGUAUCCAUCCUUACCUUCUGGAAGGCGCUGAGGAUGUCAUUAUCAAUGAAUGUAAUGCACGCAGCCACCAAGAACAAUUCAACUGCCUUGUCCAAUCUUCUGGUAAAUUGGUGCUUAUCGACAAGCUUUUAAAGAAGCUGAUUCAAGGCAAUCACAAGGUGUUGAUCUUUUCUCAAUUCACAAGUUGCCUGGACAUUUUGGCUGAUUAUCUUCGUGGAAGAAGUUAUGCUUAUGAACGUAUUGACGGUAGUAUUCCAGGUGAUCAACGUCAAGCUGCCAUUGAUCGUUUCUCUACUUUACCUAUUGAAGAAUCGUUUGUCUUUUUGUUGUGUACAAGAGCAGGUGGUGUUGGUAUCAACUUGACUGCGGCCGAUACUUGUAUUAUUUUCGAUAGUGAUUGGAAUCCACAAAACGAUCUUCAAGCUCAAGCUAGAUGCCAUCGUAUUGGUCAGACAAAGCCUGUCCAAAUCUAUCGUUUGAUUUGUGCCAACACCUAUGAAAAAGACAUGUUUGAUCGUGCUGGUAUGAAGCUCGGCCUGGAUAAGGCUGUAAUGGGCACCCAUGAUGACGGUAGUGCCAACAAGACAGCUGAACUUAACCGUAAAGAAAUCGAAGAUUUGUUAAAGAAGGGUGCUUAUGGUGCCAUGCUGGACGAGGAAGCCAGUGCCAAGUUUUGUGAAGAAGAUAUUGAUCAAAUUCUGGAACGCCGUACGACUGUCAUUCGUCAUGAAGGUAACGAAAAAGGUUCCGUCUUUUCCAAAGCUACUUUCUCGGCUGCAGAUGAAGACAAUGCAGGCGUUGAUCUUGAUGAUCCCGAUUUUUGGGAAAAGUGGGCCGCUAAAGCACAGAUUGAUACAAAAGAUCAUCCUGAUGAAAACACAUUGAUUGUGUCCAUGCCUCGUCGACGUCGUCAGGUACAACGUUUUGGCUCUCGCACAUUGGAUGGUUCUUACUCGUCUAAUGAAAACGGCGACGAUUCGGAUGCUGCUUAUGAGGAAGAGUUGGAUACUAGAUCACGUCGUGGUGGUCGUGGAGAUCAAGCUCGUCCUUGGACACUUUCAGAAAAGACCAAGUAUGAGCGUAAAUUGAUGAUUUAUGGUUAUGGUUCUUGGGAUUUGAUGACUGCACAUUUUCCUCGUCGUUCUGCAAAAGAUUUGAAGGCUGUCACAAGAGCUUUGAUGCGUAAAGUAUUGCCUACUAUUAAGAAUGUCAAAAAAACAACAGAAGAAGACCGCAAAUUGAUUGAGGAUAUUGAGAAUAUCUUGAUUAAUGAUGCUCGUGAUGAAGUCAAGAAAAACGACUCUAUUCCUUAUGUGGGUGCUACCAAGAAGCAAAUUAUUGAAUUCAAAUCUUUCUUGAAUCAAGCUUCUGAAGAUUAUAUUGACCAUAUUGAAAGAAAAGGUCGUAACUUUUUGCUUCGUAUUCAAAUGCUUCAUUUGAUUCGUGACAAGAUUGUUCCUACUGAUUGGGAAGAAGCAAAAGCCCUGGAGAUUCCUAAAGUAACUGGGUCACCUCCUGCUCCAUGGUGGGGUGAGAAUGAAGACCGUUGUCUUUUGCUUGGUAUUUGCAAGCAUGGCUAUCAACAAUACCUCGCUAUGCGCAAUGAUUCUGAAUUCUGCUUUUACGGAAGAAAAUAUGACGAUAGUCAAUCAGGUGGUCUAGAAGACGAUGACACGCCUUCCAAUGAUAAGUUAGAUGAUGCCGACAGCAGCAGACAAGCCUCAGUUGAGCCCCCCAAUAAGUCUACUACAAAGAAAGUGUAUGGUAAAAAAGACGAUGAUAGUGACUAUGAUGACAAAAAGGACGGACUUUCCUCUGAAGAUGAAGACGACGAAUACGGAGAAAAGAAAAAAGUUUAUGUCUGGCCAUCCAAAGCCGACAUUGGUAUGCGUUUGCGCCGUAUCAUUGCUGCUUUCUUGAGAGAAAAGGCUAGCAACACUCGUAGACGCAAGUUGCAAGAAAAAGUACAAAAGAAAGAGACCGACCGUCAAACUCGUCAACGUCAAAAGGAAUCUCGCACUGGAACCAAGUCUAGAUCCAGACAAGCAGAUACGUCCAGUCGAUGGACCAAGAAGAACAAAAGCGAUUUCCUCAAGACACUCAUGUCAUUUGGUGUUGAGCGUGAAGAAGAUGACUUUAGAUGGGAUCGUUUCAAGGAAAUUGCCAGUCUUGAAAAGAAAUCAGAUGAAUCACUUACACUUCAUUAUAAAGAAGUGUUUGCUGCUUGUGAAGAAUCUGUCAAGCGUCAUGCUGCUGAAAACGAUAGUAAUGCCAACUCUGCUACGCCUACUGCUGUUGAUGCUACUGUUGAAUUAGCUGGUAUUACUGGAGGAAGUGCCGAUGUAGACACACCUGUUUCUUCACCCAAGGAUGUCUUGGAAGCUGCUAGUCGUGAAUCAAGUGUUGAACCUAACGAUGCAAACGAAAAUGGAGAUGUUGUACCUUAUGACAAGGCUAGACGUUCUUUAAAGCGCAUUGACCAAAUGAACACCAUUCGUGAAAAAGUACUUACACAUCCCGAACUUGAUUUGAUUUUGACCAAAGCUAGAAAAACAUCUGGUUUGCCUAGUUGGUGGGAAGUUCCUAAACAUGACAAAGCAUUGUUGGAAGGUAUCUGCAAGCACGGCGUGGGUCGACACGACUUGAUUAUAGAAGAUCCUGAACUACCAUUCUAUCAUGUCAAGCAGUCGUUUAUCCAAGGUACGGAAGAAGCUCAAUCCCUUGAAGAAGAGGCCGAUUCAAGCAAAUUUGUAUGGCCCAGAGAUCUUGUGAUUGCUCGUCGUAUUGAUUCCCUCUGUGAUUUGGUGUUGAAUCCCAAGCCUUUCACUAUCCGUCAAACAAGAAAGCGCAAGACAGGCACUGAUACUGUUGAAGGAAGUCCUAUCAAGAAAGUUUUCAGAGAAGGGGAUGGUAACCUAAGCGAAGAAUAUGAAUAUGAAGGCGAUGCUGAUGAAGAAGACGAGGAAGGAAAUGUUCUAUCUAAUGCUGCAGAUGACAUUCCUGAACGUGAAGAGUAUUAUCAGCAAGCCCAAUUCACUUCUCCAAGUGCUGCCAUGAUGAAUGAUGUAGUGCACCAAAACGAAGGUUAUAUGCCUUCUCAAGCUGUACCAUGGGAUCAACCCUACGGCCAGCCCUAUGGGCAACCAGCACAGCCUUAUGGACAACCCAUAGCUCAACGUAUGGGACAACCUAUAGGUCAACAUAUAGAAGUGGAGCAAAACAUGUAUUCUGAAGGAGGUGAUGCUGUGAUAAGAUCAGAACAAUAA
Gilbertella persicaria is the source of this 5754-nucleotide messenger RNA. RefSeq lists its product as uncharacterized. Gene Ontology annotation, cellular component: chromatin; nucleus. The transcript is spliced from 6 exons. Gene Ontology annotation, biological process: chromatin remodeling. NCBI's taxonomy places the organism in Eukaryota, Fungi, Mucoromycota, Mucoromycetes, Mucorales, Choanephoraceae. The coding region runs from base 1 to 5754 and encodes 1917 amino acids. Gene Ontology annotation, molecular function: chromatin binding; ATP binding; DNA binding. The record is from RefSeq and is a predicted model, not a curated record.